Moneuplotes crassus is the source of this 3443-nucleotide messenger RNA. The record is from the annotation of a GenBank genome assembly. Lineage: Eukaryota; Ciliophora; Spirotrichea; Euplotida; Euplotidae.
CUUUAAUUAAAUUUUCCCAAAAAUGGAAUGAAACAAAUGAGGUCAGGCAUCUGGCUUCCUCAGAUGUGAAAUGUGAGAUCCUCCCCAAUACCUUUGCCAAAGAUGUGACCAGGAAGUUCAUCAUCCUCUAACUGAGGCUGAGAAGGAUAGCUCAAACUUAAGCACAAGCUAUUUAAGAGAAAACCAUGAGCGUAUUUAUGUAUGAGAGGAGUGAGAAGAAAAACUCUCUCAAAUGAGUUGCAAGGAAUGCGAGCAAUUCCUAUGCCAAGAUUGUGAUAAAUAAAAUUCAUAAUAAAGGUGCAAGGAAGAAACACAAUAGGAUUCCUAAAAAUAAACUUGAGCCCCUCUCCUUCAUGGACCGGAAUGACGAUGAAUAUGAGGAUUGAGUUCCUUCGUUAAUCCAACAAUCUCUGAAUAGUAUAAUGGACGAUCAAAUUAAUGUGCUGAGUGAUCAUGAAGGAGAAUUCAACUGACUCGAUAUGAGUGCAGAAAAGUACAAAGUCGAUACGAAUUACUCUCAUGGAUAUACUAAUACCUCUUUACCUCAAGCUUUAUCAACUAAGAGUUCUGGAGGUCUCUCAGUAGGUACUGCUAAUUCCUUCCUCCCGAUUGAUAAGAGGAGCUAUUUGUCCCAGCCUCUUGCCUUAAAAUCAUCCAGAAGUGUAAAUUCCCGAGAUGAAUUAGACCCAAAGGCAAGAUGUGAAAGAGGAACUCGAAAUAAGAGUGACAGCUAUUCAAAUCCAAAUAAAUCCUUCACAUCAUGAGGACAGAGCUACUACUCUCUCUUCAACACAAAUACUAUAACUUUUCAUAAUGGAAAUAUCGAUGCAAGUUUGUAUUCAGUCAAGAAUAAGCAGGUGAAGAUCCCUUACUAUCAGCCUUACGUUAAGGUAGACAGGAAGCUUCCUAGUAAAAUUGAAAAUAAAAUACUCGAUGUUCAGAAAAUCCUCAGAGCUUUAGCAGAAGAAGGCAUUUUGAUGAUAGAAAAUAAGGAACUACUAGCCCAUCUUGGCAAUAACUCUCAGAUUAUCAAAGCUUGUGAGGAUUAUGGAAUAAUUCAUACAACUUACCGCCAGUUCAGCACUAAGAAGCAAGUUUUUCAUAGCCUAAACCUUGACAUCAUCUCUCAUGAAUGUAUCCUCUGGUGUCUCAGGAGUCUAAAGAGAGAUGAAAUGACUCCUAAUGAAAAAGCAAUUCAGAGUAGAAUUAAGGAGGCUUUCUGCUAUAAGGUUACAACUUGGCUUUGGGAUCAUGUUAUGAGUAGCAUUUUGCUAAAAUUUCAGCCUGACGCAAUUACAAAAACACAGGUGAGUAAUUCAAACUCGAAGAAUGGAGAUGACUCUUGUCAGAAAGAAGACUCUGAACAUAACGAAGAUGAGUUCCCAGCUUUGGAAAAUGACUCAGGCUUGCUCUCAAGUGCACCUGAAGAGAACAAGGCAUCAAGAAACAAACAGAGGAUAAAAAUUGGAGGUUCUGAGAGGAGAUCCCAUUACUCAAAGAAAUUUAUCCAUACUAAGAACGGAAAGAAAUUAUACUAUCAGUUCUUUGAUGGUACAAAGGAGGACAUUUUAUUCGAACUUGAAGAGGACUUUAGCACAACAGAUAGCAAUGUCUCUGGCUGCCAGCAGUCUUCUUACAUAAUUUACCCAGCAGGGGAUACCUGGGUUGGAUAUGACCAGAGCCCUAACGAUACCAUUGAAGAGGAAGUUUAUAAUACCUUUAUCACUUUCUUGAAAGAAUAUUUUAGCAAUGAUCUUAAAACCUUCUGGGAGAAAUAUGACAGUAUUAUUAAGAACGAAGGAGUUGACCAUGACACUAAGGUCUCAAAACCAAAGAAGCACAGGAACUCUACCGAGGCCACAAAUUCAAAAAUCUCUGGCCAAAUUAGUAGCCUAAAUGAGGAAAAAUAAAGCAAUUCCUGGAGGCAGAUAUGGCUGAGCUCAGUUUGCAAAGACCUGUGGCCCUUCUGAGCUGAGCCAGUGCUCUUUAGGAAAGCUAUCUCAGAUGGUUCAGAAAGCUAUAAAUGAUGAUGUCAUUAAAUAUCAGAAAACUUUACUAGUCUGGAGUGAGCCAUUUAGCUCAGAUAUCCCAAAUAUGUUUAAUAGUCAAGAAGAAAUAAACCAAAAGAAAUUAGAGAUCAAUCACAAACUAGAAUGAAUCAAGAAAGUCUUGAUUAGUAUUUUAAUUGCUAACCCUGAAGGAGUUUCGUUAGCCCAGCUCCCUGCUUUCAUAAAGAAGAGGCUUCCAUUUAAUUAUUCUCUCCCUGAAUUAGGGUUUGCAAAGUUAAAGGACUUAAUAUUAUCAAUGGGAGAUCAGAUUCGGAUCGAUAACAAAAGUAAUAAUCAUCCUUAUGCAAUUUUGAUCAACCCUAAAGCUUACCAUAAAGGGUUGUCUCAUUCAGAAGAUUUUCAUCCCAUGCCUAACCAAUUUCCAGGGUACUCACAUUAUGGAAGACAGUCUUCUGACAUGAGUAUUCCUCAGAGAAUGGUGCAUGGGAGUAGGGACUAUGACAUGUAUAAUCGUAAAUGUAACAACAGCUACUCUAUGACACCCAAAAACUACUACCCUGUUUUUCCAAGUUUUCAGCAGCAUAAUGAGUUGAGAAGGGAUGAGUCCUCCUCCUCAUUUCAGUCUGCAGACAAAUAUAAUCUAAAUGGGAACGAUAGCAUCUACGUUCCUCAAGCUACUAGUCUGUAUGGGACCCAGGUGAACCCACCACAGUUGAACAUAAGUCAUUGUAGGAACAAUACUGGGUCUGAUAUUGGAUACGAGAAUAGUAGCUUCCCUAUCUUCUCAGGAAAGCUUAAGCAAGGAAACUUGUCUCAGGACUAUUCUCAAUACCCAGAUUUUAAUGGUAAAAUCUGGCAGCCUAUUGAAGCCAAUGAAGAGCUGAUAGAAGUCAACUCUUCUCUAUUCUUGUCAGAAAAUUCUUCAAAUUUUAAUUUUGAUGGAUCUAGAUCAACUUCUCCCAAGCAACAUGAGCGGGUUGUUUCUAAUCUGAGUAAUCCUUACUUUGGAGCAGGAGAUCAGAGGUUCGGAACUUCCAAUUCUAAUAUCGAAAGAAUUCCUGAGGAAGGAAAAUCAGAGGAAGUAAAAUCCGAGGAAGUGAAAUCUGAGGAAGUGAAAUCUGAGAAAGGAAGGCAAGCUUCGAUUAGUAGCGAUUUCAAAGAAGUCAAGAAUGAAACUGAGGCACCACAACAAGCAAAGCCAACUGUUCCUAAGCAGAUCCAUCCUAAUACUGCUCAUAGUAACAGUAAGCUUGUACCUACCUCUAAAAUCUUCCUUCCCUCCAAUAAGAAUAAGCUUGGCCCAAGACAAGGCGAGACUUUCACUCAGAACAUUCAGAGUGUGUCUAAGCUGAAGGCAAAGACUGACCGGAUAGACCCCUAAAAGGAACUGAAUUAAGCCCUAAUUCUCUUUAAUCUAUACUUUAAGUGUUUUUC